AUUCUAUCAAUUAUAUUACAUUGUCGUAAGAAUACCACUAUACUCACACGGUAUUUGCAUAAGGUGGUUGACAGAUCCAACACAUUCUACCUGACAUUUUGUUUCUACGAUUGAAAGGUAAGGGAAUCUAAAUAGAUUUUAUUUAACUAUUAAUUUAAUUAUUUUUAAUAAUAGGUUUAUACAACACUAAUAUAGCUCAAUUCACGAAUAUCGUAAUUUUUGGUUCAGACGUUAAAAAUUUACGUCAUUCAGCCUGCAUCAAAAGUCUGGCUUUGCACAUGCACGUAGCGUAUUUCGUACGGCCUAUAUAUGGGUAUUACAAAACAUUAAACAUUUUCCAACUCUAAAUUUUUUUGAUAGGUAGUUUAGUCCCGCAAACUGCCAAAAUUUGUUCAUUAUUAAAAACUGACAGCAUGCAUAAUAUGUAUGCUUCACAUAGAUUAUUUCUGACAAUGUGUCACAACAAAGGCAUCUAAUGUGAUGACAUAUCAGGUUUCUGUUUGAUUUUUCAAGCGAAGGCCCUUCGUCUUGAAGUUAGUAGCCAAGUAUAGUAACAAUUCGCCAACCAGACGAAGGGCCUUCGCUCGAAACGUCGAAAUUUGUUCUAUUUUACAAGCCUAUAGUUGCAUCAUACACAGAUCAAAGUCCGCAAAAUCUAAUAUGCAUGUCAUGUCAACUUCUCUAUGCCCUUGCAUACUUGUAACACCGACACUGUUAUACCAUGGAAACAAACUAUAUAUGUUUCCUUAUAUACAUGCAAGCAACAAGUCUGUGUGAGGCUAUACUGCAUGCCGAUUCAACAAUCACAGUCUUAAAAUAACCUUCUAACUCCUAUUUCCUUCAAAAACUACCACAUGCAUGUAUACUUUAAGCUAUAACAAUAAAUAUACAACCUAGAAAACAUUUGUAGGGUAUAAAUCAGGCAAAUUCGCAUGAAAUUUAAGGGGGGAAACGCAUAAGAAACUGCGAUUUUCAGAAACAAAAGGGUGGUAAUAUGGUGGCAACCUACCCCCCCCCCCCAAAUAUUUCACCACUGGCAAUAUAAUGCAGUUGGUUUUAUGGAGGAGGUGCGACGGUACGACAUUGUAUACUUUUUAUACUAGGCAUUGUUUUGUACGUUGUAGCUAUAUGCUACGAGCGACUCAAGAGCACGGGAAAUAUCAAUUAAAAUAUUGGUUAACAUUUUUUCUUUGGUGGAAUAUCACUGCCGCUUGUAUAAGAUUAAUGCCUGUAUGGGACAUAAUAACCUAUCAGUACUUAUUAAAAAAGAUCAAUUGAUAUAGAACAGCUAGCCUUUUCUACUAACCUUCGAAAAUUUUGAAAAACAGUUUCUACGCGUAGUUUUCUUCUGCCAGACAGUGUUAAUUUAUUUGGUUAAAAAUAAAUGUUUGAUGCAAAAAUUUACAUUCCUCGCUGUCAGUAUACUAGAGGUCAAGGUGAAACAAAACUCGGUGCGUAACUUCGUAUAUAGUUGCUUUGAAUAUCUAAUUGUCUCACAUGUCAUACGCUUUGUUUUACUUACACAGACAGAGAAAGCGUACUGACUAUACUUAAUUGAGAUUCAAUUAAUUGAAUAAUUGUACUAUUUCACGUGAGAAAAUUCAAACUUGUUGCGCAUGAAGAAGAAAAGAACAUUUUGCCCGCAGCCACAGUGUUAAUGCCAUGCUUAGUAUAAUCAAAGCAGAGAAAAACAAUGCCAAUUAUUGAUAUAAACUUGUGUAAACACGUAUGUAUACAUGAGUAAAAAAGUUGCAUGAAACAACUUGCAAUAAUAAACAAUGCAGAGUGCAUAAAAAGUAUAGUCCAACUUUGCCAUGACCAUGUACAGUAAUUGAGACGUUAUGACUAUGUAUAUUAAUUGCGUCUAUAGAUUUACUUUUUUCUUAUCAAUAACAAUCAGGCCUUUACUUGUCAAAUGAUACCAGUUUUUUGCAUCAUUGCAAACAAAAAUGACAAAACACCAUGCGAUUAAAAAUUGCAAGUUGAAAUCACAUUUUUCCACCACAGUGUGCAUUAAUAAUGUACGGUGCAUCAGGGCGCAUUGCCUCUUAAAGGGUUACAUUUGAAUUCGAAAUGCAAAUAAUUUGAAUAGUACUGAUCAAACAACAGCUAUGCACUUGUCUACUCAGUUCCCAAUGGGGACAAAUGCAAUUUCAAUAUGGUCUUAUUACAAACAAACAAAUCAAUCGAUCACCCAACAUAAUAUACAGUGCAUGGAACCCAGCCAUACGACCACUUCGUUAAUACGACCACCCAGAUAAUACGACCACUUUUCAUUUCCCCGAACAACACCUAAGUAUUUUUCUCAUCUGAAGACCCCGUUAAUACGACCACCUCGUUAAUACGACCAACGACCACCUUUUGAUGUCUCCAACUCUUUAAUAAUAUACCAAACAAUGCCCCGUUGACCGUUUAUGUAGUGAAGACAAGCGUAAUUUAAUAUAUCAUAGUCAAACAAUUCAACAGUAAAUUAGAUUACAUACGGCUAAAAGAAAGUGUAAACUUGACAAAGCGUUUUCCACUGUUGAUUUAGUAUUAGUCUCUAUUAACUAAGUUUUAUUGCGGUUUUUUUGCUUGUCAUUCCUGCCGCUCUUUUCUUUCGUUCGUUUUUGGCCACAAUCUCUUUGACUCUAACAGAUACGUUAUUUGGAAUGUCCAGCAACUUGCCCAAGCAACUUGCCAAGCAUGUCAAUGUUUCUUUCCAGACCAAUUCUACAGAAAAAUAUUACAUUUCUACGGAAAAUGACUGCAUUUGUACGGAAAACAAGCUAUAUAUUCUACGGAACAAGCAUAAUUUUCUACGGAAGAUGCAUGUCCCUAUAAUGGGCCACCGUAAUAAAUGCCUUGGACCUCCAUCCCAAACCCACCACCCCGAUUGAUCGUUUUUCCAAUAACUUUGACAUUUGAAUUUGCUGAAGUCAAUUGCCAAGCACAAACGGUUCGCUUCAAUGUCGACAAAUUCAACCGAAGCUGACAGCCUCUUUUGAACCUACAGGCGUUUAUAUAGUCAAAGAGACGCGAUUUAUUUAUCAGGGAUGAGAAUUUACGGUAUCUAUUUCAGUUGUGUUCAGUAAAUAAAAUAUGUUUCUAAAUUUUUAAUUAAUAACUGAACUAUGACCUGUUUGGUAUGACGUAAUUAAAAAAUAUCUGUGCCAUAAUUUGAUCCGACUCCUACAUGUUAACACGAUUUUUGAAUUGUUGAAAAGAAUUAUCAAGGCCUCAGGCUUCAGUUGAUAACACAAACUUCAGCCUUGAUCAUUCUUUAUAUCAUGCUUAAAAGUUCAGCCUUUUGAAUGAUGGUUUUUAAGGUGCAUUUCAGCCCUUUUAAUUGAAAAAACUAACCAGGAGAAUCAAUUAAUCAUAAUUCAAGAUCAGCAAACUUAAUGUUUUAACAUUUUAAAACAUUUUUAUUGUUAAAAACAUUGAAUUUACUGAUCUUGAAUUAUGCAUAAUUGACUUUCCUAGAUAAUUUUUUCAAUUAAAAGGACUGAAAUGCACCUUAAAAACCAUCAUUCAAAAGGCUGAUCUGUGCCUUUAAGUUCUCAACCCACAGCAAGACCCAGGCAACUAUUUUGGCAAUGCUAUAACAGUGUAAUAACUGUAAUGUACCGAAUAUAGUACAGUAUAUAAUCUGCAAUUGGAAGAGUAAACACUAUGAACAAAUUUUAAAGACACCUAGCUACGGUAAAAGUUAGAUAUUCAGUAUAUUAAUGGUACAUGAUCUGCAAUAAAGGCUUUGUUAUGGUAAAUUAAUCCAGUGAGCACCCUUGGCUCUCCCCGUUAUGAGUAAAAUCAUCUGGUGUUAGACAGUGUAAAAUAAUAAAGUAUUUAAACUAUUUCUCCAAAAUGAGACAGCCCACAUGAAGAAAGUUGGUAUUACAAUAGCAAAAGUGACAUACAAACCUUUCAAAACUGCAAUAUUGGGGCUUCGGUGGUGAAGUGGUUAGCGCACUUGCCUUUCACCUCUAAGGUUGCAGGUUCAAAUCUCAGAGAGAACUUUCUCAAUGCGACUCGUUCGAACCCAGUCCUCAUGCGAAAAGAAUAAAAGUAAAUGUUCAGCCGAAAGUCGUGGGUUUUCUCCGGGUACAGGUUUCCUCCCACAGGGAAAGUUGACAGGGUGGGUUAGGUAAAAGGGCCCACAGUAAUUGGCAUAUGCUGUUGUGGUGACCCUGCACUAUGCCCUGCCUUAGUUGGCAAAGCUAAAUAAACAAAUAAAUAAAUAUCACUGGCUUUGAAAUUCUGAUGUAGAGACACCUCCUGUAUAUCUUACAAUAUGCAAAGUAGCGAACGCAUGGUCACUUGUGACAUUAAUAUAGGGUCAUUUUUGUAGGAUUACAAAUUCACAUUGAUCUAUUAAAUAUAUUAUAUUAUAUUAAAGUUUAUAUACUAAUAUAUAAAUAAAAUGGUACCUGGAUAUUAUUCAAAUUCGGCAUAAAACAUAACGACUGUCAACAUCAAACUGUUCUAGAAUAACCGUUUCGUAUUGGGUUUUUAGGAAAUUAUUAUGUAAAAGUAUAAAUGAAAACUUGAAAAUACACACUCGAUAAUAUUUGUGACACAUGGCACAUUUGUUCAAAUAUGGCGCCUUCAUGCGCAGGCUUAACAUUUCCUGAUCUCUAAAAUUCAGGCCGCACUGGAUGUCUGGAUAUAUCCACCAUCUCUAGAAACGAUUAUAACUAUGAUACCUGUAAAAUAUAAGCAGAACUUCGACGUUUCGAGCGAAGGACAUUCGUCGUGAAGCUAGUGGCGAUUUUGGUUUAGCUGUUUGCGUGAACAUUUUUUAGAAUAGCAUAAAGACUAAAAUAAAACAAUUUAAAACUGAAAUAUGCCGCUUAGAAAGUACGUUGCCGAUUAUGAUUUAAUCUUGCCCGGCUAGACAUGUGUAAUGAAUGUGGCAGUCACGCGACCUUAGUUAGUUGUUCUUAAUCUUUUCCAAACUAUCAUCUUUUCUAUUUAAGUUAAAACAUAGUUGGAACAUUCAUCAGACCUUUUUUUUAUUAAUCUAUAGAGCUUAAAAUGCCUCCCAUAACAAUAUGCGUGGCUGCCAACUCUCAUCUCGUUUCAAGUAGCUUGAAGCAUGAUGGUUUACAAAAAUUUAUAAUAGCAUUGUAUGAUAUUGAUCGAGGACAGUUGUUUUAAAACACUCUUCAGACUUUUGCCGCCAUGAAAAUAUUCAUAUUCGAAUUGAAUGCAACGGGAAUUCUGAAAUAGGUAUUUUGUCGUCUAGACAAGAUCGAGGAUUUGAUUAAGAACGCGAAAAGCAUGUAUUGAACAACGUUUGUAUGAAGCUUCAGUACAUAUACGUGUUUAUUAUAUAGUAGAGAGUGAGAUACUGAAAAUACACAGUGAGAUAUUUUCCAUAAUUAUCUUCACUAGUGAAGACCACUAGUGAAGAUAUCGAUCACGUGACUUUUUCCAAUUUGCUUUUAAGCGUGAAAUUUCACAAUUUUUGCUUGGGACUAUACAGAACAUUACACGGUGGCUUGAAGAUAUGAUUUUUAUCUUCUCGUGUUAAAAACAAUAUUUUACUCACUCGCUGCGCUCGUUCGUAAAAUAUUGUUUUCACCACUCGGAGAUAAAAGUCAUAUAUUCGCGCCGCCGUGUAAUAUCCUCUAUAUAUAUGUACUGAAAGCUAUCUGGUAAGUGGCCUUGCAAUCUUCGUUGCGGAGCAGCGGAGGUUCAAAUUCGCCGGACAAGCUAAGUCAGUUCCGAAUAGGAUGUGUGUUAAAUUUGUUCACGUGCUUAGACAUUGACGUGCUUAAACUUAAACGUGCAGAGUGUCAUUUGCGCAUUCCAAAAGCAUGCACAAAACUCGGUUCCAAAUAAACAAAAAUCUGUCUGGGACUCUGGGUCUUUAACACCCGAGCAUAAUACUACUGCAACUGAUUUCAGUUGUGUCCUAUGGCUAUGAGCUUAUUUAUUGUGUCUUAUCAUACUUAAAACAUUAAGUAAAUCUUUAAUUUUAUUCAAUAAAACGGUAAACUGACCAAACUAGCCAUGUCACACAGGCAUUAAAAUAGCGUGUCCUUGUACACACUUUGUGUCCUUGUAAAAGGCGAAUAUGUGCCCUUGUAAAUUGAAAAGUGUGUACUUGAAAAUAUAUUAAACUGAAAAUAUAUUAAUGUAAUCCACGCAAAAUGGCCAAAUAUUUUCCAAAUUCUGUUCUCAGAACACUGGAAAUGCCAUUUCAGAGACCCCCUUAAAAGCUCGCGUCUUCGACGCUAAACUUGUGGCUUUGCCACUCGUUCUCGUGAGUCUGCGCAUUUAUACCAAAAAUACGCCUCUGAAGGCAAAGUGUGUCCUUGUAAAAAUUCCGUAUUUAAUGCCUGCCAUGUCAAGAGCAUGGUGAAUAUGUAAUUCACUUGACGAACUAAGUAAUUAAGUAAAUGGUGUGCAGGCUUGGCAAGAACGCACAAAAAUAACGACCUAUGACGUUGAAAAUACCACUGCAGUUAAAUAUAGACUGUAAUUAUGUCAGUUGUCAGUAUAGAUAGAUGAUGUUUGAAUUAUUACCUAUCAUUUAUAUAGUGGACAGGUCACUGAGCACUUGCUGUCACUCGUAGUCUAGUGAUAUUAACAACAUUAACAUGCUGUGUUAUUUUCACGUUAGUUUUGGAAAACUACACAGGCUUGGAGACUUCAAAGUUGCCAGAUUGGCAAGAAUUAUUUCAAAACAACCAUUGCACCCAUGGAAUUCCUUUUGACCACGCCCAUAACGCGAGCCGAUUAAAAUCUGUUUAAGUAUCACAGCAUAUUGCCCAUAGAGACCCUUUGUCCCAUUUAACUUAAUAUGUGAUUAUGUUAAACAUUAUUAGCGACAUAAACUUGACAGCCUUAAACGCUUUCAAUAAAAGGCCUAAGUGAAAUCAUAUUAAAUCCAGCGGCUAGAGGUUUAGAGAUAAUUGCUUACAUUGAAUUUUAAUGACGGGAUUAAGUUUAGGAAGUGAAAUUUACUUUUGAACAAACACGGCACGAUUAAAAAUUGCGUUGAAAUGCAGGAGGAGCAUCUCUGCGCCGUGUUAAUGCGCUAAGUGAGAUUUCAUUCAGCAUAGCUGUUAAACGUUUAUCUCAAAGAUCUUGCUUGGCAUGCAUCGAGGCCGCCUUGAGGAUGUUUGGGAUAACUUCUUAGGAAGUGGUUUAGCCAGGCAAUUAGAUUUGUUCAAACAACUGUGUCCCGCUAAUACCUUCUAAGUUGACUGCUUCACAAUGAGGUUAAUUCCACAAGCUGAAUUCAAUUGUUUGCGGCAAAAAUGAAAGAGGAAUAUUUUUCCAAUUUCCUGUGUUCUCUUCAACUUCAAAUACAAAUAUAAUCUAAUACCGAUCAACAAAGUUGUGGGCGUACUUCAUUCAACGACGUUGUCGCUUCUACAUGACUUCAUUUUUGAAUUCUUCCCUUUCAUAGGAUUGCAUACCGAAGUUUUCGAGUUCACGCAACUGUCCAAUCAGUGAAAGUUUCGUAAUACGCCGUUAAAAAAUACAUACGUCGUACGACAAGGGAUCAUACACAAAGUACACACGAGCGAGUGACCAGCAACUUUUGGACAAUAUAAACUGCAAGUAUGAUUUCUGAAUUGAAGAAAAACCUUAUAACAUGGUUCCUUUUACUGUGUUUUACAAGACCAGUCAUCUGCUGUGUGUCAAAGCCAGGAGGUUCGUCAAGGAGACCUCCACGUACAGCGUUUUAUUUGCAUCAAAAAGUCCCCGACAUUGAUGAGUAUUCGCAGGGUGCGAGUGGAAAACCAAAAGAACCGAUAAAAUAUGGUAGUCCAGCGUUUGAGGGGUUAACGAUUAACUAUAAUCCUGGUAUAGUUUUUGAGCACAAGCCUAAAACAUCUGGCGACACUCGAAUGAUGACCCAGGUGUGUAGUUGUGCUGUGUUUCAUUUACAGUAUAAAUACAAUACUCAAUAGAUGCCUUUCCUUACUAUAAAAAAAACUUCUCGCCUUAUUCACCAUAUCAGAAUUCUUCUAUAAGAAGCUUUGUGUAUUCAAAAGAUUUUUAUGGUGUGUUUUUUUUUUCGUUUAGAGAUGCAGGGAUGCUUUAAACAAGCUAGAAAAACUCGUGAAGGAAAAAUGGCCAAGAAUAAAGCUUCGUGUUAUUGCAGCUUGGGACGAAGAGACGUAUCAUAAACACGAUAUUAGUUCGCUACACUACGAAGGACGUGCUGUUGAUAUUACAACUUCUGACAGGGAUAGGUCAAAGUUAGGACUUCUUGCAAGAUUGGCUGUCGAAGCUGGUUUUGACUGGGUGAAUUACGUUCAGAAAUACAGAGUUCAUGCCUCUGUGCGUGUUGGUAAGUUCAAUUUUGUUGUUGUUUGAGAUAGUAUUGAAUCGUUUUAUUCGUUUACACGGAUUUACAUCGCCGGUAUACGUUAGUCCCUAUUUCUAAUUUCGUCUUGUUCUGAAUUAACUUUAAUACCGGGGAAAUGCGCUCGUGCACUGGCCAAGACAAGCAUAUAGUAUUAAAAUCAUAAACAUUAUAAACUUUGUUACAUGUGUUUUUGUAGUAAAACCAUUAUGAAAGAAUAUUGUGAAUACAUUUGUAUUUUAAUAUAACAACAGAACUUGUUAUUUGAUUUACCAGAUAAUUUCGCUUUGUUUUACCAAAUAAAAUACGUAUUUUGAUUUGAACUUCAAAAGUAUUUCAGUAAUUCAGUAAAGCCAGAAUCGAACGAGGAUGAGAGUACAUGAUGAGAGUUGGCAGUCACAUGCAGGACCUUGGUUCGCUAUCCAACACUAUCAUCUUUUAAAACAUAGUUCGGCAUACUUGCAUGGAACACUCAUCAAAUAUUAUUUCAAAUCUAGAGCUGUAAUUUAAUGUUCCUGACCUUGUAACAGUGCGUGACUAUAGCUGCCAACUCUCAUCCUCGUUUGACCAAGCCUUAUAAAGGGAAUAUAGAUUAUAGUUUAGAUUUACCAGUCUUUUAAAAAUUUCAAAAAGUAUCCUCCUAAGCAUAUCUACUUAGCGGAUUCCUGUGGCCUUGGUCACUGGUCGCAAUAUUCAGUGACUGGCAUGAUUUACACGCCAACCAACGACCACUGUAAACCUUCAAAAAUCGAACGGCUCAUUACUCAUUAUUUCACAGACAUUAGUCGAGUCUUUGCACUUCCCUGACUUGAGUAUACGAACGUCACAAUCUGAACGCUUUCCUAAUAAAUUCAGUAAAAUGUUCUAAUUAAGUCCAGAAUCUUGUUUGUGAUCAUGAAAAACUAAGUUUGUAAUUGGAUACUUCCUGAUUUGUAUGCUUGUCUUUGUGACAAGCAAUCACAUAAAAUUUCGUACAGAUACAGGACACAUUUGUUAUCAAACUGAUUCAUUUUAGCAUGAUAGAAAAUAUAUUAUAUAAUACCUUAUUAAAUUCUAAUCAUUUAAUUGGCUGUUUAUGGUCACGUGAUAUUGAAUAGAAAAUUCCAUUUCCCAAGAGUGCAAUGGAACACGUUCCAUUGCACUCUCCGCGAGUGCAAUGGAAUAAAACGUACAGUGCAAUUGCACUCUUUGUGUUUUCGAUAAAUCGCAUCCCUCAAAAUGCUUCUCAUACGAAUCUAUUAGUCUAUUUUGGUAUUAUAUAAAACAAAUAAUGAAUGUUUCUUCGUGCAAUGGUAAGAAUAUUUUCAUUCGGUGAAAGAUGGAAUGUUCCAUUCAACUCGGCUGUCGCCUCGUUGAAUGGAACAUUCCAUCUUUCACCUCAUGAAAAUAUUCUUACCAUUGCACUCGUAAACAUUCAUUAUUUGUAUAAUAUUAUAUAAUAUGCUCAUGCAAUGGCACAGCCAAGGUGUGUUUACAGCAAAUGUUACCCCGAUAGUUGCAUACAUAUGCCUCAGUGCGAGUCAUAAGUGUUCCCUUGCACGAAGCAUUAUUUUUGGCUCAUUUUUCUAGACCGUAGUAAAGCUGACACUCAUUUUAAGGACAUGGGAUGUUUCAGAAGCAGUUCAUUGGUCAGACUGGUAGAUGGCAGAACCACAACGAUGAAUAAACUGAAACUCGGUGAUAAAGUACAAAGUAUGGAUAAAGAUGGAAAAAUAGUUUACAGUGAAGUUGCUAUGUUCUUGGACAAUAAACCAAACAAGAAGGAUGUACUCUACUUUGUUAUACAGACUGAGAACCCUAGAAGAAAACUAUUCCUUACCAAGUCUCAUCUGAUAUAUGUCAGAAGACGAUUUUCAUCAUUUUGGAAAGUACAAUUUGCUAAACUGAUCCAGAAAGGAGAUUUUGUUAAAGUCUGGAGUGAUGGAAAAUUAGUGGCAGCGGAAGUAACUGGUAUUUCUAUUUCUAACGAACGAGGAUUGAUUGCUCCAUUGACAAACGAAGGAAAUAUUAUUGUUGACGGUGUGCUGGCUUCAUGUUAUGCUUUGUUAGAGGAUCAUGAGUUCGCCGACUCGAUAUUCUGGCCAGCAAAGGUUCUAUAUAAACAUUUUCCUAACCUGCUCAAUUCAGAAAAUACACCACAGCAAGGCGUACAUUGGUAUGCAAGAUUAAUGCUGUUUUUGAACGAGUAUUUUUCUGUAUUAACUUAACGAGAUAAUAAGAUGGGGAUUUCAACUGACAGGGACAAUAUUUCACUAUAGCACUAGAAUAUGUAGUAAACUUAAUUUUAAACUGUUAAUUAAUUUGUAAAUACAAACAGUCCAAAAAUCCGUUGAACAAUACAUACUCAGUUUCAUGUUACAGUAUACCUCUGAUUGAAUCCCCGAACAGAUUAAUAUUAAAAAAUUAAGUUAAUUUAUUUAAACGAUUGAAAAUCGUAUCCGAUGUAAUAUUCGGACGCGAUUCGGCAACGCGACGCGAAUUUUCAGUUUUCAAAAACAAAUAAAACCGUCAACGGAUAAAAACUUUACAAGAUAUGCAGACCAAAUAGCUAAAAUUGCUUCAAUAUGGGCCUUUGCAGGAACGAACAUUGAAAAUAUAAUAUAAUAUAAAAAUAGACAUGUAACGCGGACAAUAGUUUCUUGCAAUAUAUUAAUAAAUAGCCGUCUUAAUAUAGACGCUACUGUACAGUUGUGUUAUUAGUGGAAUAGGUUGUGUUAACUUAACGUUAAAUUUUGUAGUGUAUAAACUGCCCUGAGGAAUCAGUUCAAACCCAGUGACGUAAGCCAUAAAGACUUUGUCUUUGGUUAAUUGUGUAUAUACAAACAAUACAUGUAUUAUCAAUAUUAUUAAUAUGUAAAGUAUACAACUAUUUAAUAAGAUAUUAAAUAAUCACAUCAUAUACCAAUUUUCAAUGUUUG
Molecule: messenger RNA, 11226 nt
Organism: Paramuricea clavata
Lineage: Eukaryota; Metazoa; Cnidaria; Anthozoa; Malacalcyonacea; Plexauridae
Source: the annotation of a GenBank genome assembly